Molecule: messenger RNA, 1525 nt
Organism: Cebus imitator (Panamanian white-faced capuchin)
Lineage: Eukaryota; Metazoa; Chordata; Mammalia; Primates; Cebidae
Gene: STRAP
Product: serine/threonine kinase receptor associated protein
Exons: 10
Biological process (GO): spliceosomal snRNP assembly
Cellular component (GO): SMN complex
Molecular function (GO): RNA binding; protein binding
Source: RefSeq, a predicted model, not a curated record
CCCGUAGUUGAUUUGGCCUUCAGUGGCAUCACGCCUUAUGGGUAUUUCUUAAUCAGCGCUUGCAAAGAUGGUAAACCUAUGCUACGCCAGGGAGAUACAGGAGACUGGAUUGGAACAUUUUUGGGUCAUAAAGGUGCUGUUUGGGGUGCAACACUGAAUAAGGAUGCCACCAAAGCAGCUACAGCAGCUGCAGAUUUCACAGCCAAAGUGUGGGAUGCUGUCUCAGGAGAUGAAUUGAUGACUCUGGCUCAUAAACACAUUGUCAAGACUGUUGAUUUCACACAGGAUAGUAAUUAUUUGUUAACCGGGGGACAGGAUAAACUGUUACGCAUCUAUGACUUAAACAAACCUGAAGCAGAACCUAAGGAAAUUAGUGGUCACACUUCUGGUAUAAAAAAAGCUCUGUGGUGCAGUGAAGAUAAACAGAUUCUUUCUGCUGAUGACAAAACUGUUCGACUUUGGGAUCAUGCUACUAUGACAGAAGUGAAAUCUCUAAAUUUUAAUAUGUCUGUUAGUAGUAUGGAAUACAUUCCCGAGGGAGAGAUUUUGGUUAUAACUUAUGGACGAUCUAUUGCUUUUCAUAGUGCAGUAAGUUUGGACCCAAUUAAAUCCUUUGAAGCUCCUGCAACCAUCAAUUCUGCCUCUCUUCAUCCUGAGAAAGAAUUUCUUGUUGCAGGUGGUGAAGAUUUUAAACUUUAUAAGUAUGAUUAUAAUAGUGGAGAAGAAUUAGAAUCCUACAAGGGACACUUUGGUCCUAUUCACUGUGUGAGAUUUAGUCCUGAUGGAGAACUCUAUGCCAGUGGUUCUGAAGAUGGAACAUUGAGACUAUGGCAAACCGUGGUAGGAAAAACAUAUGGCCUUUGGAAAUGUGUGCUUCCUGAAGAAGAUAGUGGUGAGCUGGCAAAGCCAAAGAUUGGUUUUCCAGAGACAACAGAAGAGGAGCUAGAAGAAAUUGCAUCAGAGAAUUCAGAUUGCAUCUAUUCUUCAACUCCUGACGUUAAGGCCUGAAUAUCAAUCAUAUGCUGCAGUUAGUAUACAACUUACGGACUAAAACGAGCAAGCAGAGAAAAGCAUCAGCCUUCCAGAGUUACUCUCUGCUUAAUGCAGAAACAGCAGUAAAUAAUGGGGAAAAUGAAUUAGCUCCAGUGCUGAAACAACUAACUUGGUGUUACCUGUAAGUGAAAACUCGAGUAUCAUAUGAAGGGAGGUGGUUAUCCUCUUGUAGUACAGUGGCCUGUCAUCUUUUUAAUGAAUAUAUACAAGCCAACAUCCAAUUUCUAUUAUCAGUUAGGAUUCUUGUAGCUGUUUAUGUUAUUAUGGAGAAGAAAAAUAUAUUGGCUUAUUUUUUGACUUUCUUCCUUAAAGCAGAAUGCCUUUUUUUUUUUCUUUUUUUUUUUUUUGGCUUUAGUUGUAAAGAAGAGGGAAUACAUGAUAAAGUAACUGGUUUGAUUCCUCUUUCAUUGUACACUGCUUCUGAACAUCUAAUUGUUUUUAGUUGUCUAAAUAAAAUGCCUCUAAAACAAAA